UAGCGUUGAAUGUUGAAGUUCAAUGUGCGUGUCGCUGUCGCGUCGCACACUGCCAUAGUGCUGCAAGUUUUCUUCUGGAAUACAUUUUGAGCAUCUGUGCGCUAUGACUACAACAAAAAUUGUUGCAAUUGAGUCGUGCGGACCAGAAGUACAGCAGACGUAUGUAAAGUUCGACAACGGUGACCAAAUUUUCGUGGCUAAAAGGGUGCAAAAGAAAUGGUCGUCGAUUCGCAAUGUUUUAUAUGACGUCUUUCUGCCUGCAGGCUUUCCUGAAAGCGUCAGCGGAGAUUAUAUUGAAUAUCAGAUAUGGGACAGCAUACAGGCAUUUGCAAGUGCAAUAACCGGUACUCUCGCUACUCAAGCGGUAUUCACUGGAGUUGGUGUCGGAGACCAAACUGCGUCUGUGCUAGCUGCCACAACCACAUGGAUAUUAAAAGAUGGAAUGGGAAUGGUUGGAAGAAUAGUUUUUGCCUGGUGUCAAGGUUCAAAUCUCGAUUACGACUCGAAGAAAUGGAGGUUGUUCGCUGAUGUUUUGAACGAUUCUGCAAUCAUCUUGGAGAUGUCAUCUCAGUACUUCAAAAAUUACAUUACGCCCAUAUUGUGCAUAUCCAGUGUUGCCAAAUCCAUUGUAGGUGUCGCCGGUGGAGCAACCCGAGCAGCCCUCACUCAACAUCAAGCUCGUAACAACAACAUGGCUGACGUCAGCGCGAAAGAUGGAAGUCAAGAAACACUCGUAAAUUUGGCAGCCUUCCUGUGCAGUCUUCUCCUGUUACGUUUCUUGCUACUAAAUCAGCUGUUGAUGUACACCAUUUUCGUCACCUUCACCGCGCUGCAUAUCGUCAGCAAUUACAAGGCUGUUUCUUGCCUCGUCAUGGAGACAUUCAACAGGGCUCGGUUCAAGAUUGUGGUCAAACGCUUCCUGGAAGGCAACGGGGGUACAAUGUCUGUCGCCGACAUCAACGCGGCCGAGCCCGUGUGGUUUUCUUGUUCAUCGCGGAAGGUUAACAUCCGCCUAGGUGCCCCGGUGUCGUCCGUUGGCUUGAGCUACCGGGAGUUGUGCCGGAGAACCGAAAGCCUAGCGUACGACGACAGAGCGAGGUACCUGGUGAAACUCUCGAAGCACGAAAAGAAAGGCGUCCUCAGCAUCAACGUUGUUCUGCACGAGCAGUGUACGGUGAGGGACCAGAUGGAGGCCAUGUUCCACAGCUUUCUUCUGGAAUUUGUGCUGCUCGGAAAUUUGGCGGUGAACGCAGGCGCACCCUGGUUCUCCGGCGUACGGACGUUGGAAGAUCUGGCUCAGAAUCCGGUGCUUCACGAGCAACAGCUGGUAGCCCUCUCUAGGGCAGUCGCUAAGGAACAGUUCAAGGAACUUUGGAAGGGAAUCGCCGGUUCCGAGUGGCGGACCGACUACGUGUUGUUCGGUGCGAGCGAGUGGAGAGCGGUGUGGAACGUGAAGGGCAUCAGCCGGCCGGAGCACUCCCACCUAAGUUUGGCCACGGAGUAGAUGUGCAUAAUUUAAGUUCUUCAAUAAACGAGUCUUAUUUUGUCUUUUC
Messenger RNA from Ornithodoros turicata, 1553 nucleotides. Its product is annotated as RUS family member 1-like. Bases 104 to 1504 code for a protein of 466 amino acids. The transcript has 8 exons. Lineage: Eukaryota; Metazoa; Arthropoda; Arachnida; Ixodida; Argasidae. The record is from RefSeq and is a predicted model, not a curated record.